AACAGAGGCAUCACAGUGCACCCGCCUGUUGGAAGCGAUCCUAUCCCUGCUAGAUGUAUAGAAGAAUGUCCCUGGGGAAACCUUAGGCGGACAAGCACACCUUUUGGCCCAGUCUCGGCUCUUUGGGAAGCAGUCAACUAUGAGGCUCCAUUAUCUGCUAUUUGCAUUCCUCAUCUUGUUCUUGGUGCCUGCUCCAGGGGAUGGAUUCAUUGCAAAUGGACUCCGAAGAUUCUUCUGCCGAAUAAGAGGCGGCCGGUGUGCUGUGCUCAACUGCCUUGGACAGGAAGAACAGAUAAGCAAAUGUUCGAACAGAGGUCGAAAAUGCUGCCGAAAGAAGAAGAAGUAGGAUGCCCAGAUACAAAACGAGAAUGUCGUCCUGUGGCGGAAGCGGUGGUGGCAGCGGUAGGGGAGGGAGCUUCUUGAGGGGUGUACAAAAGUACAAUCAAAUUAAUAUAUAUAUUUUUUAAAAAAACAGCAGCUUAAUAUUUUUGAAAAUUCUAGUCAUUGUUAACAAAAUGGACAACUAAGAAAGUCAUUAGACUCAAUUUGGUUUGAAGGAAGCAGCAUCUCUGCCGUGGUCUACAAGACACUUAAGCUUAUUUUCCAAGGGCCAAGG
Molecule: messenger RNA, 616 nt
Organism: Meriones unguiculatus (Mongolian gerbil)
Lineage: Eukaryota; Metazoa; Chordata; Mammalia; Rodentia; Muridae
Product: beta-defensin 14
Exons: 3
Coding region: 140-346 (68 amino acids)
Biological process (GO): cell chemotaxis; defense response to bacterium
Cellular component (GO): extracellular region
Molecular function (GO): CCR6 chemokine receptor binding; chemoattractant activity
Source: RefSeq, a predicted model, not a curated record